This is a messenger RNA of Lutzomyia longipalpis, 4697 nucleotides long. RefSeq names its product bromodomain-containing protein 4. The transcript is spliced from 4 exons. Bases 642 to 4391 code for a protein of 1249 amino acids. The record is from RefSeq and is a predicted model, not a curated record. Lineage: Eukaryota; Metazoa; Arthropoda; Insecta; Diptera; Psychodidae.
ACUCAAUUCCGAGACGCGAAACCAAACGGUUGUUUCUCCUCCCCACAUAAGUUGUGUGUGCUCUCACUCUGUGUUGUUGAUUUGCCAAGCUAAAAGGCAUCCACUUGUGCCAAAACACCUCGAUACAGUUGGUGUUUUCAUUCCAUGGGUAUUUCUUAACAAGGUGCACCCAAUUUUUCUUGUUCUCCGUGCUCAAAGAGUGGUUGGUGUGCGAUACUUGCGGCAAAAAUGCACCGUGCAGUGGCAAAUGUAUUCUUUUGAUUAUAUUCCCACACAUUUGUGGGCAGUGCAAGAAGAAUUGAAUUUGUGACGAUAUAGAAAAAAAUAAGAUCUUUGCAAAAUUCUUUACCUCAUUUCCGGCAACAUCCUGCUCACUUUGCUGGUAACCACAUGCAAAAUAAUAUAUAGCGCAGAUGUGCAUUUAGUGUGUCAAUGUGAGUUACAAAGCCGGAAGAGUGUGCCUUUUUUUUAGCCCAAAGAAUUUGUGAGGUUCGUCGCUUCGUGAGGAUCCUGUUGGUGCAUCAUUGAAGUCUUUCGUAGAGCACGCACAAUUGAGGGCUGUAAAUUGAAAGAAAAAUCAUCCGUGCGAAAUUAGCAGCGAGAGAGGAAGAGAUAGGGGGUCAUCAGGCAGCAGCACAAAGAUGCCUCAUUUGACAACACUGUGGAAGGCAAUCGUCUUGUCUUUUAUCAUAAACUACUUUAUCGUGAGUGCAGAUGUGGAUCCCACAGCAGCUGUGGGGGUGUCAGGAGAGCUGGCAUCGUAUGAGGAUGAUGAUUUAAUUCCCAGCUACAUUCUCCCAAAGCACAUUUUCAACGAAGGAAAACCAUUUUAUGUGGAGAAGGAUCCCAUCUCGGGAAAAUUGGAUUUCAACUCAAAAAAAUCAGCUGGAUUGGAGAAUUUCAUCAGCAACGCACCCGUGGAUGUGGUUAACAAGGAAAAAGCCACCGACAUCCGACCACCCGGUCCAAAUGAAAUCUCCCCCAACUUCCAUGAUUUCCUCAAUCUCCCCGUCAAGUAUUCCAGCGCAAAGUCCGUCUAUCCCCUUGUGUCGUCAUCCUAUGCCAAUCUCAAGUAUCAGGGUAAUAAUAAGAAUUACGUGAGUAAUCAUAAAAAUUACACAACCAGCACAACAUCCAGCCCAAAGUACUACACUAGCUCUCAGAAGCAGGCAACAACGACAAAAUUGUACAGCAGCACGAAGCCAUUCACAUCGACAAUUAGAUCAACGGAAAGGCCACCAAGUACAACCCUCCUCACGACAACAACGGUGCCAGCCACCACGACAACUUCAUCAACAACAACGACGGCCAGUACAACCACAACAGCGUCAACAACAACAACAACUCCUAGGAGGGAAACAACGACAACAACUACAUCAACGACAGUCUUUCGGAGAAGACCAUCCUUGAGUACGCAACAGUCGACAACCCCUUCAACCCCUCCUACAUCCAGGCGCCCAAUUCCAACAUCAACAACAGCAACAUACCCCCCAAGGCAGCAAACUCGACCCUCGAGGGGUCCAACAAAGUAUGAAUACACCCCAAAGCCAUCUUAUGAGGAAAUGCAGAAGCAACAAUCGACGGAAUACAGAAAAUCAACCACUGAGCAGCAUAGAACAACCAGCCCAGCUCCCCCUCCGUCAACAACUCAAGCCAAAGCAUCAGCAUCCGCUUCUAUAUCCACCCCCACUUCAAUCCCUGUACGUUUCCCAACAAAUCACGAAGAGACACACGACACAAAGCCCAUGACUCUGGCGGAUCUCUUCAAUUCCUUCAAUGAUGCCGAAGAGGAAGAAAUAGCAACAGAUUCAAAUGCAAUUCAGCUCGAGAGUAGCAGUGAACGGAUUAAGGAACAUUUUGGGGGUCAAGUAAAGAAUUCCGGUGGUCCACAAUUCCAUCGCGAUGACUACGUGAAGUACGAAGUACAACGACCAAAUCUCAAUGUGAUGCCGUACCAACCUGUAUCCAGUAUGAAUAACAUUGUCAUCUCUCCGGAUCAGAAUUCCGCCUCAUUUGUUCUCGGGAGUCAACAGUCAGUUGGAGAAUCUGGAGGUAGUGGCGGAAUAUUUGUUGGUAGCGCGGAACAGGCUCCAAUUUUCGAUAAUCACGGCAGUUCAUCGCGACCACAUGGCUUCACAACAAUGCCCAGCAUCCAGAUUAAGCCGCACGAGUACAAAACCACGAGUGUUCGCUUCCCAAGUGCAACAGAUCAGCAAAUGGAGGCUUUUGAGAAUGCUCCCGUAAUCACGGGAACGUACAACAAUGAGAUAACCAUUCCCAAUGGACACUCCGCCCCUGUGGCUCUUCCACAUCAUCAAAUUGUUGUCUUCCCGCCCAAUGAGAAACUCCCCGUAGCCACAGUUAAUGCUGAAUUAGGGUCAAACUUCGACUCAAAGCAAGUUGGCACGAGGAUUGUCUUUGGGAGUGAUGAACCCAUUCAGAAACCAAGUGAGCAAUCCUUCCAGCAGCAACUACCACCACUUCCGGACAGCUUGACGCCACCCCAUGAAUCACCUUCAACGUAUCAACGACCAAAUGCAAUCCCAAAUCAUCCUCAUCAUCCGGGAGGCUUCAAUCGCCCCCAUCCCCCACCGCAUUUCAUCUACACCCACGAUGGGCAUAGGAAAGCCAUCCCUCCGGUUCACAGACCAAUGGUUGAUCGUCCAUUACCCAAUAUUCUCCCGCAAUUCCGGCCAAAUGCAAAAGUUUCCCAUGGGCAUCCCUACAACAAGGAAGUCGGCGUCCAGAGGGUCUCCCCCAUCAAUGGACCCCCACACAGACGACCACAGGAUAUUGGGAUUCAUCAUCCACUCCCACCACCACCACCUUCCUUCCCAAUCCGCCGUACUCCGCUGCCCAAUCAUUUUGCAUCGAAAAUUGCCACAGGAGUGAGGCCCAUUGAUUUCAACCACAGCGAACCCAAUAGACGGAUCUAUCGCCUACCCCCACCACGAAUGCCUCAGGGAUCAAUCCCUGGACCCGAUCGUCUCUAUGCUCAAUCCCUACCACCGAGGAAGUUCAUCGAUGGCUUCCCUGUUGCCCAGCACCCACCAAAUGCCGAUGCUGGAGCACCUCCACGUGGUCCUGCACCCCCAUUUGACAAUGAGAACUUCUUCAAAAUCCCCCCGAGAACAAAGCUAGUAGAACGAACUGAUCAGGAACGCCCCAAACUCGAACCUGUGGUCACGUUGCAGAUGAUGCAGACCAAGAAACUCCUUCAAGGAUCUGGAAGCAGCCAAGCACAGAACGUGACUGCAGCUAUCAAUGUGGGCAACGUGGGUCAAUCGCAGCAGGGUGUAAAGCUGGGUGGAAGUGAAAAGAGCCCCGUCUACGUGGUGUAUCCCAUUAAAUCAGCACAAGAAACGGAGGAUCCCAUUGUGAUUGGUCAGCGGGGAGAUCAGCUGCCACUGCCACCAUCUGAAAUUGGUUCAAUCUCCCACAGUGGUGGUGAAUACCAAAAUACCCCCUUUACCAUCAUCCAUCACGAGCAGGAGCCCAUCUUGGGGGCUAAACACAAGAAUCCCAUUCAUGGUGUCCCAAUGCCACCACGAGCUAACUUCCCCUACUUCAUGGAGGCCCCCGAUGCGAAGACAACCGCUGAUAUGGGAAAGAAACCUCCGCUAACACUGCACAAGGUCACAGAGGAGCAUCCCGGGAGUGUUUACAACAUCGGAGAGGAACCUGUUGGCCCAUCGGCUGAGCAAAAAAUCUCCAGCACACUGACAAGGGUAACAGAUCGCCCCAUUGCCAUUGCCUACACCCCCACGGAGCCCAAUUACUACAAUCGUCGCCCCGGGGAGCACUUCUCCAUGCCAAAUUACGGGAAUGCCGUCAUUUCUGAGAUUAGGGACACCCAAACAGAGGCUUCCUUCAUGCGUGAUGAGAGUGAGUACCCCGUGAGGGAUGAACACUACGAACAGGACUUCCAGGCUCCAUUCUUCCCAAGUAUAAAUCUUGGAACUGUUACAGAUCCCUACAGAGGUCCUCCUUUGGAAUUUUCAGAGACAAACAACAAGAUUGAUCGCUCAGACGGGGACAUUGGGGAGACGGAGUACAAUUCAGCGGAAGUUGUAACGAAGAAAUUCGAUUUGGGGAAUUUCCAGCCAGAAUAUUUGAGUGGUUUCAAACCCAUCUACCCAUCGGAUCCGCUGCAUUCGCAGAAAAUUCAACAAUCCAGCGGAGAGGUCCGGGAAACUCCAGCAGCAGCAGCAGCAGCAGGACCUACAAUUCAAGCUUCAACAACGGAGGAAUCCCGAACGGAAGAGCCCCCAAGGCCCACGAAAGACAGCUUCGAGGAGACUCUGGAUGCUCUCUUUGGCAGCAUGGAUGACGACGACGACGGGGAGCCCUUUGAUGAGGACAGCGUGGACACAACAACCACGAGCAGAUAGGGAGGGGGUGACGUAAUUAUUUAGUAGAUAAAAUAGUAAGAAAAAAAUCAUAAUUUAUUUUCGAUAAUUUCUAACAUUGAAAAUCAUCCGUUGCGAACAAAAAAAAAGAAAGAAAAAACUUUGAUUAAGGGAGAGAUUUUUGAUAAAUCUGCUAUAUGUUAAGAAAUAUUUAACACUUGAUGGGUUCAGUCUCUCCGAUUGCGAACUCAGACUGAUUUUUUGUAAUUAAAUAAAAAAAAACAAGAAGAGGAAGGAAAUGAGGAGGAAUUAAAAGAAAAAAAAACGAAUUGAGAAAGUCAGCCGAAA